UAUCCGGGCGGGCUGUGGUCGUGUGAGGCGCGAGCGCUUCGGGGCUUUUUUUUUGGUGGUUGGCAACCGGCCGCCCGGCUGCCUUCCUCCCCACUUCCUUCCCUCAACGCCUCAGUGGCCGGCCCUGCUUCCUUUCCUUCCUCCCAUCAGUCCGCCGCCCCGUCUGAGGAGGGGGGGACGGGACCCGGCCCGCCCCUCACGCCCCGUCGCGGCUCGCGGAGGCCGCCCUGAGGCGGCGGCGAAGUCGAAAAGGCGGCAGGAGAAUCUUGCUGACAUAUCUGCGAAGAUUUAACUCCAGGAUCCGCACCCGGGAUCUGUUUUGCUUCGUUUCACAAGGACGGCAUUAUUUCAGGUAGCUCAGGAUGGGAGAUCAGAGGCAACGUUCGUUAUCCACAUCCGGAGAAUCACUAUAUCAUGUUUUAGGACUGGACAAGAAUGCCACCUCAGAUGAUAUUAAGAAAUCAUACAGGAAACUCGCAUUGAAAUAUCACCCCGAUAAGAAUCCAGAUAAUCCAGAAGCCUCUGAUAAAUUUAAAGAGAUUAACAACGCACACGCAAUAUUGACUGAUGCCACAAAAAGGAAUAUUUAUGAUAAGUACGGUUCUUUGGGGCUGUAUGUAGCAGAACAGUUUGGAGAAGAGAAUGUGAACACUUAUUUUGUAUUAUCCAGCUGGUGGGCAAAGGCGCUGUUCGUCUUCUGUGGGCUCAUAACCGGGUGCUACUGUUGCUGCUGUCUCUGCUGUUGCUGUAACUGUUGCUGUGGAAAGUGUAAACCCAAACCCCCCGAAGGAGAUGAACCGGAAUUUUACGUCUCUCCAGAAGACCUGGAGGCCCAAGUACAAUCAGACGAGAGGGAGAACACCGAAGUCCCCAUCAUGAUCCAGCCAGCCUCUGCCACAGAGACGACCCAGCUCACGGCAGACUCCCACACCAGCUACCACACCGAUGGAUUUAACUAAGUUAAGGAAGCACUUAUUUAACCCGAACGGAUAAGAGUAAAUCAUUAAAUGGCCAAUCCAGCACUAGAAUCAUGGACAUUAGGAAUAGAUUAUGGGGAAGGGAAAGGCGUUCGCCGACGGUCAAUUGGGCAGCUUCGUAACCUGCUGAGAAAAAAUAUAUUUUGUAACCCCCUCGUCAUCUUUUUUGUCACCUUCAGUGUCGUAUCUCAAUGAGACAUGGGAGUACUGUAGCAUGCCGAAUCUGAACCUGUUUAGCUUUAGUCUCCUUCUUCCCCCGCCCCCUCUCUCUCUCUUUCGUUGUCCUCCUCCCCCCCGGUUCUGUUUUUCAAAAGGAAAAAUAGCAUGUGUCAAGUUUACAUUAUAAACGUUUUUUGUGUUGUAAAUGUACUAAGGAGUUUAUCAUGACGAGUGUGACAGGUUACAUUCUGCAUUUUGAGCAGUCCAACCAGUUAGAAACAUGGAAACCUUUUUUUUUUCAAAGAGAACUUUUAAAAUUGAUCAAGUGGAGCCACAAAACUUCCAUACAGUUGAGCUACCAAUCCCCUUCCUGCUCCACUGGGGCGCAACAGAGAUUUCCGAUUGCCCACCUGACGUUUUGCCUCAAUAACUUUAUUUUGAAAAAAAAAAUGCUGAUGUUGCAAGGAAGGAAGGAUGUGGUGGGUUUAAGGGGCGGGGGAAAUGCUGUUUUUUUUGGAAAUGCUGUUUCCGUUUCUUCUUCCAAAGCCAUCGGAUGCUUCGCAGGCGUCUUGUCCAACCUCUUCUAGGUGCAGGAAGUUGUAAUCCCCCUAUAUCUGGAGGGCGAUCCCCUCUGCAAAAUUUUCUUUGUAGUUUCCUUGUGUGGGGAGAGGGCCAAAGUAGUGGUUUUUUAAACUACAAAACUAGAAAUUACUUGAAUCGUCUCUUUAAAUUAAAACGCAUAUUAUUCUUGUUUUAAUUUUUAAAAAUAUAAGCAUUUCCCCAAACUAUUUAUAGUUAAACCGCUUGGGGGGGGGUUGGGGUACAUAUGCAUGUUUUCACUGCCCAGUUGGAAUGAAGUGUUAGCGAUAUCCAAGAGCAACUUUUAGAUUUUUAAACAUACAUACAUACAUACAAACACACACACACACACACACACACGAUACUUAAGGUUUAUUUUUAAUUUAUAUUUUAAAAUAAUCCCGGCUCACGAUUCCUUAAAUCGGUGCCAUUAUCCGGCAGGUCUUGGGGUGCAGCCCUCAAUAUUCACCAGCCAGCGAUGUUCACCUCCUGUUCUCGGGGUGUAAGGCAGUGAUGUCAAGCAUAACUCGAUGACAUCCAUCCAUUGAUAUAAUUUGAGCCCCUUUGCUCGCGAUUUGGGUGAUGACAUUUUGGUUUCUACACCCGGCCAGCGAUAUGCGAUAUUGUGGCUGCCAUAGUAUCACGAAGCUGAUAGAAAGCACAUAAUUCACAUCCUUUGCACCUCAGCAGACUUAAUGCAUGUGAUGUCACUCCCUCUCCCCCCGCCUUCCCUUUCUCAGUGUUCACGGCUGGGAAUUUUGGGAGCUGCAAUUCCAAAACAUCUGGAGGGCUACCAGGGUAAGGAAUAGUGAACUAGCAGGUCACCAUUCUGACAGUGAUGACUGUGGCUUCCAUUUUUUUUCCCCGUUUCCAACCUGCAGAGCACAAAUCAGAUUGAAAGUGACUAGAACUGAGCAGGAAAUGGGGAAUGAGUUGGACCUGGGGUGGCCGGAUCAACCCCGCAUCCAUGCCUGAAUUUAUCUGGUUGGUUGGUGGGCUGGUUUCCUUCUCUGCCUCAGUCCUUCCUUUAUAAAAACAGGAGCGGUCCUUCUCCAAUGUCCAAAUUUCGUUGUGCGGUAUACUUUUACCUAUUUGAAGCAGUGUGUGGUAGAGUUGUGUGAGUUGUGUGCCUAAAAGGCCAUUUUUUUAAAAAAAGAAAAACCCCACUUGCUCAUCCUUGUAUCUGUGUAGAGCAGGGAUAUUCAACCUUGGGCGCUUUAAGACCAGUGGACUUCAACUCCCAGAAUUCCCCAGCCAACUGGCUGGGGAAUUCUGGGAGUUGAAGUCCACAGGUCUUAAAGUGCCCAAGUUUAGACACCCCCCUGAUCUGGAGAAAUGUUCUGCAGAUGUUCUUCUGGACCCAAUUCCAAUUGGGCUUGUUGUAUUGAAACGCUUUUUUUUCUGUGAUGAGUGGGAGAAUCCACCACAAAUGGAAAUUGUGUGUUCAUCCAGGCAGCGGGCAUCUCAACGUUUCCUCUGUCACUUUGCGGUACAAUACACUAGGUUGUG
Thamnophis elegans (Western terrestrial garter snake) is the source of this 3224-nucleotide messenger RNA. It is a transcript of the gene DNAJC5, whose product is annotated as DnaJ heat shock protein family (Hsp40) member C5. The record is from RefSeq and is a predicted model, not a curated record. The coding region runs from base 363 to 959 and encodes 198 amino acids. Gene Ontology annotation, cellular component: presynapse; intracellular membrane-bounded organelle; membrane. The transcript is spliced from 6 exons. Gene Ontology annotation, biological process: regulation of synaptic vesicle cycle. NCBI's taxonomy places the organism in Eukaryota, Metazoa, Chordata, Lepidosauria, Squamata, Natricidae.